AUGGCGCCGGGCUAUAAAAAGAGCCUGAGAGAACAGCUGGGUCUUUUGAUCUUGAAGACUUUCGAAAACUUUUGCAUUCUCCCCCAGUGGGUCUAUGGGGCUGGUCUACACACGUCUGCUGUUGCCAAAGGGAAACUCUACUUUGGUUCCGCCACCGAUAACCCCGAGUUGACUGAUGCUUCAUACUUGGCACAGCUAAGCAACACCGAUGACUUCGGUCAAAUCACUCCUGGAAAUGCGCAAAAGUGGGAUACUAUCGAACCUACGCAGAACACCUUCUCUUACACCAAGGGAGAUGUCGUUGCCGACCUCGCAGCUACGAAUGGCCAGAAAUUGAGAUGCCAUACUCUUGUCUGGCAUAGCCAACUGCCUAGUUGGGUAUCUAGCGGUACCUGGACCAAUGAAACCCUCAUUGCGGUCAUGAAAAACCACAUCACCAAUGUUGUUACCCACUACAAGGGGAAAUGCUAUGCUUGGGAUGUUGUCAAUGAAGCACUCAACGAAGAUGGUACCUAUCGCACCAACAUCUUCUACCAGACAAUUGGCGAAGCCUAUCUUCCUAUUGCAUUUGCUGCUGCCGCUGCGGCAGACCCGGAUGUCAAGCUUUACUACAAUGAUUACAACAUCGAAUCCUCCGGCUCGAAGUCCUCAGGGGCUCAGAGGAUCGUGAAGCUUGUACAGCAGUAUGGAGCCAAGAUUGACGGAGUCGGUCUGCAGGCACACUUUAUUGUUGGAAGCACACCCAGCCAGAGUGCACAAGCUACGAACUUGGCUGCUAUUGUGGCCCUCGGGGUGGAAGUUGCUUAUACAGAACUUGAUAUCCGGAUGACUCUGCCAUCUACUGCUGCUCUGCUCGCGCAGCAGUCAACCGACUACCAGAAUACUGUCGCAGCUUGUGUUGCGAACACCAAGUGUGUUGGCGUGACUAUUUGGGACUACACCGACAAGUACUCCUGGGUGCCCAGUGUGUUCUCUGGUCAAGGCGCAGCUUUGCCCUGGGAUGAGAAUUUAGCCAAGAAGCCCGCUUAUGCAGGUAUCUUGUCUGUUCUAGGUGGAGCUGCUUCUACUGGAACCACUACGACCGUUGCCACUGCUGCUACUACCACAACCACGGCAGGCUCUGGUGGCUCAACUGGUGUUGCGUUGUACGGUCAGUGUGGAGGAUCAGGAUGGACUGGUAGCACUGUAUGUGCGAGUGGAAGUUGCAAGUACUUCAAUGACUGGUAUUCACAAUGCCUGUGA
Molecule: messenger RNA, 1242 nt
Organism: Penicillium brevicompactum
Lineage: Eukaryota; Fungi; Ascomycota; Eurotiomycetes; Eurotiales; Aspergillaceae
Product: putative endo-1,4-beta-xylanase
Exons: 6
Coding region: 1-1242 (413 amino acids)
Biological process (GO): carbohydrate metabolic process
Cellular component (GO): extracellular region
Molecular function (GO): cellulose binding; hydrolase activity, hydrolyzing O-glycosyl compounds
Source: RefSeq, a predicted model, not a curated record